Molecule: messenger RNA, 1740 nt
Organism: Candida albicans SC5314
Lineage: Eukaryota; Fungi; Ascomycota; Pichiomycetes; Serinales; Debaryomycetaceae
Gene: CDC45
Product: DNA replication initiation factor
Exons: 1
Coding region: 1-1740 (579 amino acids)
Biological process (GO): mitotic DNA replication preinitiation complex assembly; DNA replication initiation; double-strand break repair via break-induced replication
Cellular component (GO): DNA replication preinitiation complex
Molecular function (GO): DNA replication origin binding; single-stranded DNA binding; chromatin binding
Source: RefSeq, a predicted model, not a curated record
AUGUAUAUAACCCCGAACCAAUAUGCAAAGACGUUCCAAGAUAUAAAACGCUCAUCAUUAUCUCACUCCACCUGUAAACUUGUUAUAUUUGUUUCUUGCUUAGAUGUGGAUGCAUUAUGUGCUGCCAAAAUUUUGAGUUUACUUUUAAGAAAAGAAUUAAUCCAAUAUCAAUUAAUUCCUACAACAGGAUACUCGGAUUUAAAAUUGCAUUAUGAUAAGUUGGAUAGUGAGGUCACAAAUAUAAUACUAAUUGGAUGUGGUGCCAUGUUGGAUUUAGAAGGAUUUUUCGAUGUCAAUCCAGAAGAGUUUUUAGGUGAUAAUUCUACUACCAAUGGCCACACAAUAGAUAACGACACUGAAUUAGAACUAGAUGCAGUGAAAACUGACAAUUUUGCCUUGACAAGAAAAAUCUAUGUUGUAGAUGGACACAGACCGUGGAAUUUGGAUAAUUUAUUUGGAUCGGCCAUGGUUGUUUGUUUGGAUAAUGGGUAUAUUGAUGGGAACUUGAACGAAGAAAAGGAAGCAUACAAUGUGUUGGUAGAAAUGAGUGAUAGUGAAGACGAAGAUGAAGAUGAAGGGCACAACCAGAACAGUCAUACUGAUGAUGACCAAGAGGGAGACAAAACUGAUGCUGAUGAUGAAAAUGACGAAUCAAGUGUUUCAACAUCACGCAAAGGAGUUAAAUCCAUCAAUGAAGAUAAGAUUCAGACAUAUUACAACCAGUCAUCAACAAUAGCAAGCUCAUGCUCGAUAACAGUUUAUGCAUUAGUUAGUGCCAUCGGUGAGACCAAUGUUGACAACUUAUGGUUAGGCAUUGUCGGUGCCAGUGGAUUUGAUUGUUCUAUAUUUGUCGACGAAGUGAGGCGUUUCUCGACCGAUUCUGGUAUUCAUAUGGAACGUGGGACGUACCUUCCGUUGUUGCGACAUUCUUCUCUUUACGAUGCCUUGCUUUAUAACUGGAUUGACGGUGACAAGAGAAUACACAAGAUUCUUGCAAAAAUGGGUGUUCCGAUUGUUGCUGCAAAACAACAAUGGCAAUAUUUAGAUCCACCAAUCAAGAACAAACUACCUGGAUUAUUGAAGAAAUAUCUACCUGAACUCCCACAAGUUGAAAUAUUUUACCGAUGUGGUGUCACGUCCAUGGACGUGUUUGUUUCAUUAACUGCAUUAUUAGAGACCGGGGUUGGUCUCAACAAUACUAGUGCUAAUAGUAUUGACCAUGGUGACCUUGAAGAUGAAAAUGAACUAAUUCGAAGAGAAAUUAAAAGCAGAGAGUCAAGCUACAUUCGAAAUUUUUGGUCAGCCUUUGAUUCAGUAAGUUCUUUUGGGAUUUCCAACAACAUUGGAUUAGAAAAGGGAAUAACAGCAGCAAAAUUGGUUCAAAAAGAAUUAUUCCAAACUAUCAAAUACAUAAUUGAACAAAAAUUAAUUAAAAAUUUAAAAGUUUAUCGACUUUGCAUUUUAAAAGAUGAGUCCUCGCAUCUGGGUUUUGAUAAUCCAGUAUUGUUAAUUAAAUUGUCUAAUCGUAUCAUGGAUUAUUUAAAACAACAAACACUGAAACCUUUAGUGGUAGCAGCAGAACUUUCCAAUACAUAUUUCGUUUUGGGUAUGGGAAUUAACAAUGCAUUUUCUAAAAUUUCUGGUGCUCAAAUGAAGAAAGAUUUCUUUGAAGCAUCAUUAGUGGAAAUUAAAAAGGAAGAUUUGGCUCCAUUUUUGGAACAAUUGACCUUCAAUUUAUAA